AUGUCGCAACAACCUUUUCAAACCUGGCAGAACUAUCAACAACAAGAGGAAUCGGUACAGCAACAGCAGUAUGAUCGAGCAUACUAUUGGGAUGGCUCAAAUUAUGUGUAUUAUCAAGAUUUGCAAGUAGAAACACAGUCUCGACAAGAACAAUCAUCGCUCAGUCCUUCACAAUUACCUACCAAUGUGUUUACCUUCGGUGGUCUGCCAACAUAUUCUAUUUCGCAAUUGAUAAACGAACAACAAACGCCGGCGGCGUAUAUAGACGAUUCCAAUCUGGCUGUGCAUGAGCAAUCAAUUACAGGCUCUAUUCAGCAACAGAACGACACUCUAUCUACUCAGCAAAACCAGCUUAUGCAUCGGCGGCAACGUCAACAACAAUGGUUGUCACAGUACCCAUAUUCGAGACAACGUGAAGUACAGACAUCAAACGAAUUAUUUACGCUGCCAAUGGACCUACAAAACUCGGUUCAAGACAUGUAUGGAGUUUUUCCGAUCGAGCAAUCGGAAUAUUUCCAAUCACAGGUCUAUCCAACGAGUAGUCCAAGUAUCUUUCAGUCGCAAGUAAACAUUCUACAACAAAGUAACUUUGAUCGAUUAGGAAAUGGGUUUCCAGAUAAAUCUUCUCAGAUGGAAAUCGACGAGCGAUCUUUGCGAUCUCAAGUAAUCGGUCAGCGAGGAGGCCCUA
Molecule: messenger RNA, 688 nt
Organism: Paraglomus brasilianum
Lineage: Eukaryota; Fungi; Glomeromycota; Glomeromycetes; Paraglomerales; Paraglomeraceae
Source: the annotation of a GenBank genome assembly